AUACGAUAGGGUAGCUGCAGAUAACAGUUAUUUUCUUCACCUUGCAAACAUCUAAUAUCGUUCGUUCAAGCCAAAGAGUCAUCACGAUCUCAAUCUUCACCCAAGCAUUCUAUAAAAUAACAUACUUUCACUGGCUAUAGCCUAUAGCUUCUGCAAUAAACUCGUAAAACUAGCAUAAGCAUCACCCGGAUUGUUUCAAGAUAUCGAGACGAUGGCGUUGAACUGGGGACCAGUGUUAAUGUCGGUGGUUCUGUUCAUCAUACUGACGCCCGGAGUACUGUUUUAGUUUCCGGGGAAGACCAAAGCGGUUGAGUUUGGCGGAUUCCAGACAAGCGGUGCAGCUAUUGUUAUCCACACUCUCAUCUUCUUUGCAUGCAUCACAGUCUCCCUUAGCGCUCUUCAUAUCCAAAUAUACGCUUCCUAAUCAAUUUAACAUUGCAGUGUCCCUCAAUGCUAGCUGCAUGGCCUUAAUUUUAAAUCCUAUUCUUUUUGUUACAAUUUUUCAUAAGCUUUGAUUUCUAGUUCCCAUUGAACGUUCUAUUCUUUGU
Messenger RNA from Raphanus sativus (radish), 548 nucleotides. RefSeq lists its product as uncharacterized. The record is from RefSeq and is a predicted model, not a curated record. Lineage: Eukaryota; Viridiplantae; Streptophyta; Magnoliopsida; Brassicales; Brassicaceae.